Molecule: messenger RNA, 4427 nt
Organism: Pogonomyrmex barbatus (red harvester ant)
Lineage: Eukaryota; Metazoa; Arthropoda; Insecta; Hymenoptera; Formicidae
Gene: Eaat2
Product: Excitatory amino acid transporter 2
Biological process (GO): L-glutamate transmembrane transport
Cellular component (GO): plasma membrane
Molecular function (GO): L-glutamate transmembrane transporter activity; glutamate:sodium symporter activity; neutral L-amino acid transmembrane transporter activity
Source: RefSeq, a predicted model, not a curated record
AUGUCCUGCAUGAUGUUACACACCUUUUGUUACGCUUGUACGGCCAAUGAAUCGGGAUCUCCUGCCGCUUUCCCAAUUUUCCACGAGGCGCGAGUGAUUGGUCCUUCCGCACGGAUUUACCGAAACACCCCCAAAACGGCAACCCGUCGUCGUCGUGGUGCUGCCGGGGCCCCGCCGUUAGCCGCGAGAGAUCGCGAGAAGGGAGCUUGGGGGGAUCGGCAGGAGGAUCGGCCUGUUCGUACGCGAUCAGCACCGAUCCCUGGUACGCCGCUUGCUGGCGGCCCAGUGAGAUGGAAGAAAAAGUCCUCUGCCCGAUUCUCCGAAUAUCUGUUCGCCAAGAUGGGCGGGCAGGACGUCUCGGCCUCUCAGGGUCCCCGCAAGGUGACCGCCGACACCAGAAAGUGGAUGCGAGAGAACCUGCUGCUCCUGGUCACCCUAUCCGGCGUACUUUUUGGCAUAAUUCUCGGAUUUGGCUUGCGACCUCUGGAUCUUGGGGAUGACGCGGUGAUGUUGAUAAGCUAUCCAGGAGAGCUCUUCAUGAGAUUGCUAAAGCUAAUGAUUUUACCUCUGGUGAUCGCCAGCCUCAUAUCAGGUUCAGCGAGCUUAAACGCCAGGAUGAACGGAAUGAUCGCCGUUCGUACCUUGGUGUAUUUCAUACUGACGUCCUUGCUCAACGCAGUGCUUGGCGUGGCCCUGGUCCUCGUUAUUCAUCCCGGUAAUCCCGGCAUCAGGGAAUCGAUUGGGACCUCGCAUCACGCGAGAGCCGUUAACAUACUAGACAGCUUGCUCGACCUGGGAAGGAACAUGUUUCCGGACAAUUUGUUUCAAGCGGCUUUCCAACAAGCGCAUACGGUUUACGUCCCGAAAAAGCAACCGUUUCAAAACGUUACCGAUCAACUACCAACGGAAGUUCUGGGAGACGAGGAAUUGAUGAGAGUAAUACAGUACAGGAGUGGUACGAACACUCUGGGCAUAGUUUUUUUCUGCCUAGUUUUCGGUACGUUUCUGGGAACACUUGGUGAGAAAGGUCAAGUCGUCAUAGAUUUCUUCAAGGCUGUGUUCGAGGUCAUCAUGCGAAUGGUCUCAACUGUUAUGUGGAUGACACCAAUCGGCAUCACCUCCGUAAUAGCGGGCAAAAUACUCGGUGUGGACGACCUGGUACUGGUGAUGUCGCAACUGGCGUGGUUCAUCGUCACGAUCGCGAUCGGUGUCUUUUUCUAUCAGCUGGUGAUCAUGCAGCUGAUAUAUGCGGCCUUCGUUAGAAAGAACCCCUUUAAAUUCUACGCCGGCCUGGCCCAGGGUACCCUCACCGCCUUCGCCAUGGCAUCAACGGCUGCCGCACUUCCUGUGACUUUUCGUCUGAUGACCGAGAAGCUCAGAGUCGACCCUAGAGUCACCAGGUUCGUUCUGCCGAUCGGUUGCAAUAUCAACAUGGAUGGUACCGCGCUCUUCGUCGCCGUCGCCAGCAUAUUCAUCGCUCAGAUGAAUGGUAUCUUCCUAGGCUUCGGGGAGAUCAUCACCGUUAUUCUGACGUCCACUGCUGCUUCCGUCUCGUCGGCCUCGGUACCAAGCGCUGCACUCGUCCUAUUGCUGGUCGUCCUAAGCGCCAUUGAUGCUCCUGUUAAUGACGUGUCUCUUUUAUUCGCGAUCGACUGGUUCGUGGAUCGGAUAAGGACUACCAAUAAUAUGCUAGGAGACUGUUACGCCGCUGCAGUUGUCGAGCAACUCUCGAAAAAAGAACUAAUGGCACUGGAUGCAGCAGCCUAUCAAUCGGAGACUGUACUACCAACCACUAUCGCCAAUGGAUGUCUUACCGCCAACAGGGUACCUGAUCCAGAUACCGUUGUCGUCGAGAUGCAAGACGACGCGCGGAUAACCGCGGGGAUCGCCAACUUCGGAAUAUUGCACAUGUCGAGAAGUGUGACGGAGGAGACUGUUUGACUAAUCGUUAAACCCGCGGAAUAAUUUAGGGUUGCGGAAUCUCAUCAGGAAGCAAAUCGACUCUGCCAUCUGCUCGAAUUGUUCAACGAGGAUCAAAAACGUACUCUGCGCCAAAAGCGCGUUCAGUUCCUCUAUUUCCCCUUGUUUUAGCAAUUUUCAAAGUUUAUACAAAGAUCUCUCCCGCAAAGAGUUCUAUACCGGUGAGAUUUCACCGUUAGCUCUUGCGGAAAACACGAUCACCAAUGAACGAAGAUAUUCAAGAGUCAAUACGAAUGAAGAAACGUGUUACGUUGGAGAUGCAGGCACAGCAAUAAGAAUUGAUAUAUGUACUUUGAAACUAUUAACGAUCGAGGCUUCCAAAGGCUCGAGGAAAGCGCGUUUUGUCAAUCGUUACGACGACUAAUAACUACGCUCGACGUUGUACAAACAAAGAGUCGGGAUUAUAAGUCGUUCAACGACCUCCGGAGGGAUCAGACUGGAUUAGUGAAACGUUAAUCCAAUCGACCGACUCACAUUCAAACAAACUGAUAGAUGAUGAUCGUAGAUUAAAUACUUACAGCUAGGAAAUUCCCGAUGACCGACUUGAUUGACAUCUCUAGAAUUGGUGAUCAUUUCUACGAUCGAUUGCGUAAACAGCGUCGAAUGUGGUGCCUUAUUUCAAUGCGCCAACCAAGCAGGCGUGAUGAAAGUAAAAAGUUCUUUGCCUGAGUUCUUUUUCUUCCUUUUUCUUUUUUUUUUUUUUUGUCAAGGAUACCUUCGCGCGAAUGUUCAUCGCGCGUAAAUGUAGAUUCUAAUUCCUGACGCUUCUCGAUGUGACUUAGAACAUCCUAGCUCCGAAUCUAGGGGGUCAGCAUGACGCCGUCAUCAGUGACGCGACGAAUAUGUAGCUUUCUAUCGGAAAUAAAAAAAUUUUUUUACGGUAUUUGGGGGAGGGAGCUUGAUGUGAUAACUGUUAGGUAGUUAUGCGCAUAUUACAUAUCUAGGAUACAAGAAGUACAUUUUAAUUGCCCUACAAUGUUACUAGAGUACAGUUUAGGCUACACUUUAAAGACCAUUCGCUUCGCGUAUCUCGAUUACGUCACUGAUCACAAACCAAAUCGGAGGGAGGGAAACUGAGACAAUUACACGGUAAUAAUAUACGUAUUCAUAACGGAGAUCAAUCACAGGCUCCGCAUUGAAGAUAUAGCAAAGAAGACUUAUAAGCGGGUAGGACUUUAAAUAGAUUUUAAAAGUCAUAUCGAUCUAACUAUCGGACCAUUAAUUGACGGAAACUGAUGUAUAGAAUCUUCCUAUGUGUUCUGCUUUUGAAAGACGAGUGUUUUUGCGAAAGAGUGCUUGUCGAGACAGAAGUUGAAACGUUGGACGCAUUUUGUUAAAGAAAAAAAAAAAAACAAAACAAAAUCGAAGAUUCAAACGAACAUUUGCCAGAUCAUGCCAGAGUUAUCUCAAAUUUCUAAAUGAAAUUUCUCUUCAAUAUGGGAACAAAAGAUACUUGAAAUAACUUUCAAUAACUUAGGUUUUUGUUCAUAGCAAUUACGAAACGUCCAUGAUUCUAUCUCGUUGCACUCUUCUUCGAUUAGUGCUCUCUCUGCCGUAGACUAACAUACCUUCCAAUCUGAUGUUGUCCAGACUGUAGCUUAGAAUAACAAGUUCGUGUUUUUCGAUCGUACAUGGAAGAUUAUACUAACUCUUCUAUGAAUGACAAAAGAGAAUGGAACAUUAAAUAGCGCAGCUCAUUGUCGAGCGCCAACAAGACUGGAUAUACCAUAUGAUAAUACCGUUUUGUUAGACGUAAUAUAAUGGGUAAACGAUUCCUAUAUGGUUUCGCUAAUACUAGGCACUAGAUAGGUAGGUCGAUACGUGUUUCAUCGUAGAGACUGUUUAAAUGUACAAACUGUUCGAGUACAUAGUAUUAUUAUUUUUAGCAAUUAUUAAUGUUUAAUCAUCCGUAUAAAUUGUCAUGCCAUUAUUCAAAUUUUUUUGGAAAGUAAUUCUUUAGAAUAAAUUUGAUCUUGCGCGCAUUUAGGAGGAUCCAUUUUUUUGUUACCGAAGAUGAGUCAAAUUGAAUUAUUUUGAUCUAAAUAUUCAAAGAUGCAUUCCGUAAAAAAAAAAGAUAAUAACAAAAUAGAUCAAAAGAGAAUUAUAAAUUGAACGACUUAUAGUUACGUGAAAACAUAAAACUUGCUAUUUAUAAUAAAUUAUUUUAUUUUAAUUUAAUGAUAAUCAUAUGUUGGUUUUGUUAUUUACGAUUUUUCAAUUUUUUUGUUUAAAAUAUCUUGUCAUUCUUUCAAGUGAUAUAUUGGGUGCUCCUGUUACUCAGUGCGUUUUAUACUCAAAGCAUCAAAAAAGUGGGAUACUAUAGCAGCUGCGAGUGAAAAACGUGUAGAGGAAACAUGGAAUAAACUUAUCAAAAUAAUCCGAAGAAUACAUGUAUACUUAUAAAGCUCAACGUGUUGUAUAACAAAAAGCAGAUUUAUACGUGGGAA